CACAGCAAACCGUGGUCGGUUGGUGUGGCACGUUUCUGCCGGUCGCUCUUGGAGUUUCUAUGCAGCAGAACGAUUCGGUCGCAUUAAAACGCCGGCUAGCCAACUUCUUAUCGAGAGAACCAAACGAGGAGAGCCGUAGGGCGAUAGAGUGAGGGUGGGGGAGAAGGGGGUUUAGGGUUCCGACAGCCAUGGCACCCCCGGAGGACAACGCCGGCGAGGCGGCGGAGGAGGAGGGAUCGUCUAUACCUGAGGUGGCUCCUGCCCCCUCGCCGGCGAAGGCCCCCGCCUGCGGCGGCGACGGACGCCGCGUAUCGACUGUCCUCAUCAUCAUAGCCAUGCAGACGGAGGCGCUCCCCCUCGUCAACAAGUUCCAGCUUUCUGAGGACACCGAUGGUUCCCUGUUUCCUAAAGGUGUUCCAUGGGUCAGAUACCAUGGUAAAUACAAAGAAUUGGAUAUAAAUUUAGUCUGGCCAGGGAAAGAUUCUGUUCUGGGAGUUGAUAGUGUAGGCACGGUAUCAGCAUCUCUUGUCACAUAUGCUUCUGUCCAAGCAUUGAAGCCAGAUCUCAUCAUCAAUGCAGGCACUGCUGGUGGCUUUAAGGCAAAAGGAGCAUGUGUUGGGGAUGUGUACCUGGCAUCUGAUGUUGCUUUUCAUGACAGAAGGAUACCAAUCCCUGUUUUUGAUUUGUAUGGAAUUGGAGCUCGGCGAACCUUGUCCACUCCUAAUCUUGUAAAGGAACUUAACUUGAAGGUGGGAAAGUUGUCUACUGGUGACUCCUUGGAUAUGUCGCCGCAGGAUGAAGCAGCAAUUCUGGCAAAUGAUGCUACAAUUAAAGAUAUGGAGGGAGCAGCAGUGUCUUAUGUGGCUGGCUUACUGUCAGUCCCAGCAAUCUUUGUUAAAGCUGUGACAGACAUUGUUGAUGGAGAGAAGCCCACUCCAGAGGAGUUCUUACAAAACUUGAUUGCAGUAACCGCAGCACUGGACCAGGCUGUUAGUCAGGUGAUUGAUUUUUUAAGUGGUAAAUGCCUCUCCGAGCUUUGACAGCUAUACCUUGGUCAUUUAUAAAUUGUUCACCACCCUCCAGUAAUUUCCGAGGGUUGGUGAUCCUGCUGCUGUUUGAAGUGCUGUAUGUCACCUAUAUUGGCAUAUGAUUAGCCUAUUGGUGCCUCUGCAAGUUAAUGGGCUUAUGAUGUGGGUUGUCAAAUAGCUACUUUUUCACAAAGCCCUAAACGGUUUUCUUGUAUAAAAUCCUCAUUGAUAGCAGUUAAAAAAUAGGACAUUCUGCUGUAUGAGGAUUGUUUGCCUACAGAUGAUAGCAUUUAUAUGCAUGGAAACUUUUGUUAAAUACUGCUUGUUAUAACUUUUGAGAACAAAUAAUUGGGAAAUGCUAGAUGAUUAUGAUUAUGACUC
This is a messenger RNA of Elaeis guineensis (African oil palm), 1409 nucleotides long. The record is from RefSeq and is a predicted model, not a curated record. Lineage: Eukaryota; Viridiplantae; Streptophyta; Magnoliopsida; Arecales; Arecaceae.